Messenger RNA from Bombyx mori (domestic silkworm), 6436 nucleotides. Its product is annotated as brefeldin A-inhibited guanine nucleotide-exchange protein 3. The coding region runs from base 249 to 6344 and encodes 2031 amino acids. Gene Ontology annotation, molecular function: guanyl-nucleotide exchange factor activity. Gene Ontology annotation, biological process: regulation of ARF protein signal transduction. Lineage: Eukaryota; Metazoa; Arthropoda; Insecta; Lepidoptera; Bombycidae. The transcript has 24 exons. The record is from RefSeq and is a predicted model, not a curated record.
GGAAUUAUUGUGACUGGUGGCUGUUAUGAGUAUUGUAAUAUGAAUGUUUCGCUUCAUUCCGUGGUACGUUGUUAUUGCCGAAUCAGUUGGUAACACUGGACAGCAGUUAAGGCGCAAAUCCCUUUGCUUACUUUUUUUGAGAGAGUCGACCUUCGCUAGAAGUAAUAGUGUUCUGUGGAGUCGACCUCUAUGCAGCCAGCUCGACGAAUCUGUGGGAUUUUUGGCGGCAACGGGAAGAGCGAAGUUGUAUGAAUUGUUUCGAACUGCUAUGCCUCCAAGAGAGUAACGCGCGCCGUCCUUCGUACGAGCUGCGACGCGCCUGUCUCCUCCCAUUGCAGAUCGCUUUGGAAACAAAGAGGCCAAGGCUAGUUACAUUCGCAGUACAGGGAUUUUAUAAAAUCUUAAGAGAUGACCGUUUCCACCGUGGAAUCGAACCAGAAGACGAUUCGCUGUGGAUGCCCUCACAGUUAUUAUGUGCCACUGCUUCAGUCAUGUUUCAACAACCAGAAACACAGGUACAAAUAUUCCGCAUGUAUCUAUCACUGGCGUUGUCUCCUCGCCGAACAUUGAACGGUCGUCUCUGUGUGUGGGCCUGCGGUCGGUGUGGAGAGGCAGCGGGUGCGGCUCCUCAUGUGGCCGCUGCCGCGAGGGCUGCAGCCGCCCAAGCAUUGAGAGCUUAUUGUGCACAAUUAGACGAGGAGUGUACCGAGCUGCUGUCGGAAGGUUCUCCACUUGGCAGGAACCACAUAGUGGCAGUAGGCUGUUACAGUGAAGUAAUACCAGUCAUACAAUACUUGUGCAGCAGAUUGGCCGAGACACAGUCGAAUCCAAAGCAAAACCCGCUGGCCCUAUUCUUUUUGGAUUGCCUCUUAACGUUGAUGUCCAGCCUAUCGGAACGUGUUAGCGGUAACUUGCACUUCACAACAUUCCUGUGGCAGAAGUUUUGUCCGUCGCUUAUAUCUUUCCUCGGAACGCCCCGGGUCGACAAGAAUAUCAAAUCCAGAGAUCACGAAGGACAUUUAGUUGACGAUUCUGGAAGAGGAUCCGGAGCUUUGAACUCCGCACCAAGCUUCAACAGUAAACAGGCUAAAGCUAUUUACAGCAUAGCAAAUCAGCUGGUGCGGCUGGUAGGUUCAACCUCGAAUCUCCGACCGGUCCUCGAAGCACUGUACCACAGAAUGCUACUCUACCCCCCGGUGCCGCAUCGCGUCGAAGCACUGCGGAGCACCCGAGAACUGCUGCAGAACCCGAGAAGGAUCUGCCAACUCGUCCUGCUAAAAAAGCAGGAGAACCAAGAGCGGCACAGCGACGACAUGGCCAUAAUCAGACUUUUAAUGGAUGGCAUAGAAGAAUGCGGCAGGAGCGGGAAUCCAGAGACAGUUGCCGCAGCCGUAGAGUGUGUGGUCUCCCUACUCGAUGCCUUAGAGAAGCUAUGCUCUGGACCCGAGUAUUACAUAUGCUCUGAGACGGCCGCCCUAAUACUAACACAUUGGCCUAGACUCCAAGACGCCGACUACGCCGGGCCAUUGACCUAUCAAACGCUGGCCAGGUUGCCAAGUCCGUACAGGGAUGUUGUUGCUGUUCUACAGAGUAACGAUACGAAAGACCGCGACUCCUCAGACACAUCGGGCCCCGAGAAUGUGACGUCAGGCAGCGACGGCGAGGCAGACUCCGAUGCAGAUAACGUUUUCUUGCCGUCGAGAGCGAACAACCCUACGGAUGCUGUGAACGACGUCAUAGUAAAAACUAAAGCUGUACCUAAAACUCUGAACCUUGGCCGGUGCACCGUAACAGAGUGCAACGUUGACUUGGAGAGGCACAACGCUCGGCAGUUCGUGAAAACCCUACAAAACUCACUACUACCGAAGCUACUGAAUCUCAGAACUUGUAUUGAGGUUGACGAAGCAAUGCAAGACUUCGCAUCGAAAUACUGCCAACACAACGCUUCACAACCGCCGGCUACUUCGUGCAUAAUGAACGCAGACGGAGUGUACCUGGCCACCUAUGCUUCUCUGCUGCUCACUUUAAGGCAACGACGUAACAAUUACUAUAGCGACCCUCCAAAGGUAGAAAUAGCAAUGACAGAGGAUCAAUUCGUGGACGAGGUACAAGGAAGUGGAGUUCUGGUAUAUCUAUCAGCGACGUGGCUGAGGGAGCUAUACCAGCAAGUAUUAGCUACUGACAUCUUAAAGGAUGCGCCCAUUUACGAUCAUCCAUUGGUCCAUUUGCUGUCAGAUUUGGGAGGGCUAGACCAAAGUCCGGUAAUGUCGGACUGGCAAAAGUUAAAAGAGGCCUCAAUGCUGCACAACAACACGAACGACACCCCGCAACACCAGUCCAGCUUACGUUGGGCGAGGAGAAUCUUAACGUGCGUUUGGGAUUCAAUGGUGACCGUAUUAAGUGUACCGUUGACCGGAUAUAUGAACAAGAAAGAGAGACUACAUCGGAUUAUAUCCAAGAAGAUAAACACGUUCGGUAAAAGGAAACGCAUUGCUUGGGAAGGACUGACCAUACAAUGUUUGGAGGGGUUGCAUAAGGCCGCAAGAGUCAGUAACACGUUAAGCUUACAAAACCGGUGCAGCAGUAUCUUGGCGCUGUUGGCAAGAUCCGCUAUUUCUCAGAUACCAAACGGAAAGAUACUAUCAACUCAUGCCCUGUCAUUGGACAUAUUAAUUACCGGGGGCCUAGAGCUGGGGUCGAAGGCACCGGACUGCUGGGAGCACAUAUUCACGGCCUGCCAGUACGUGUCGAGCUUCGAACACUCUCUGUUCGGGCAGCAGGGGAAGAACGCAACUCCCAUAGUCACCAUGCAAACUGGAAGGAACCAAACCGUCUCGAUACUACAAGCGGACGCUAAGCUCGGUCUGGACGGUAAAGACGAUGAGACUUGCGUGGACGUCUUCAAUUUUCUUCAGCCUGUCCUGGAAAAUAAUUACAACAACGAUAUGUCUGUCGCAAAAAUAGUGGAAACUUGUCGACAGGAGGGUGGGAAUAUUAUAUCAGGGUCGAAUGCAGCGAGAGUUUGUUGUGCUCUGUCCGCCGCCGCCGAUACAUUGUUCAGUCGUCUCGCCGCCACCACGACGCUGCCCACGCUCAGAGCGGCCCUGCAGAGACUCGUGGCUCACCAACACCGACUGCUGUUCACGUCAUGGGAUCAAGACGCGUGCAACAACAACAGUCCGUGGUGGCGGGGCGGGGCGCGCGGGGGGUGCGCGGUUGCGGCGCGGGGCGAGGCGGCGCGGGCGUUGUGCCGCGGGGGGGACGUGGCACUGCGCUGUCUGCGCGCCGCGAGACCGCUCGCGCACCGCAUGGCCAUAUGGACUGUUAUUGGACCGCACUUUAUGCAGGCAGCUUGUCAUAAAGACAUCCAAAUAUCAAGUCUGGCAAUACAGUGUCUUCACGAUUGUGCAACAGCCCUUCUGAAUCAACAAAUCGAACUGCCUCACUUCCACUUUAAUGAAGCACUGCUGAAGCCUUUCGAGAACCUUCUCUGUUUGGAGCUGUGCGACGAUGAUAUACAGGAACAAAUCAUAUCCUGUAUCUGUGAAUUCGUGGAAACAAACAGAAUGGAGAUCCGCUCCGGCUGGAGACCGCUGUUCAACACUCUCCGGGCUGCCAAUAAUGCGAAACAGUACUCCGCAAUACUGGAGAUAUUUAAAGUAUUUCUCGGCACCGACAACACGCUGGUCUUCGCAAACGCGGCUCUAGACUGUAUACUGUGUCUAUUAAGUCACAUUAAAGGUCUGCAUUACGAAGAAACGUCAGCGGCUGAAGCGAAGCCCAAGAAGACAGCUCAAGCCCAACAAAAGCCGAACCUAAAUCUGAAAUUUUCUAAAAACAGCAAAUUCAUCCCACUGAACGAGGAGAAAACGGAAAAAGUCGUAAUCGACAUGUGCAAAGAAGCUUUGUACCAAUUGGAAAAUUGCGCCGACAUUUUAACCAUCAUGUACAAUAUGCCGAAGUGUCCGAUAUUCAAUACCGGAAACCGAAUAAACGGAGACCUUCCGGUGUCAGUGGUUGAUCCCAUCAUACAGACCACAUCACUUGACAUCACCAAUUAUAUCGCCAAUGAAAAUUGCGAGGAACCGCCCAUGUCGUAUAUAGUGUUAUCAACCAGUUUAUCUUCGACUAUGACAAUAAACAACACCCUACUGAAACACGAUAAACCAAGCAACAUUCUCAAAGUGUGGUAUGUUUUGAUCGAGGGCAUAAUUACGGCCACAGUCGUGUGCUCCAAGAAAAAUCAACCAGCCACGAUGGAGACUUUGUUCAAGUUGCUGAGGAAUGCCAUCGAUGUGCCCGGAACGCAUUUCGGACUUCACUGCAUAAACCACGUUCUAUUACCAACCAUACAGAAUUGGCUGCGGCAAAUUGCGAAUGUCAAUAACCACUGGGACAGCGUGAUGCCGAACUUCAAACAGUGCUGUGGAUUGACUACUGACACAAUUGUGAUUUACCUUCAUCAUUUACAACAGAUCAACAUAGAAGGAAAGUCUAAUGAUACCGAGACGGAUAAUGAAGAUGAAUGCGAAAAAUACGAGAAUCCUGAUGUAACGUUUGCUCUAAAACAAAUCAUGUUGAUUCUAGUUGAAUGCAUCGCUCAGCCCCAAGAACCGAUAGCGCGUCUCGGAGCGUCUUGUAUCAGACAUAUCAUUCUAACUUCAGGACACCUCUUGACCGAUCAUCAGUGGGAACUAGUUUGCACGAGCCUUCACAGGGCUUGUAAUGUCAGUUUGACACCAUUGAAACAGCUAACAUACGCUUUCAAAGAGAAUUCCAAUAGUUUUUACGGAGAUUUAGCCAUGGUCAAAGUGGCAGCAAGGCGAGAUUGUUCGGUGAACGAUAACGUCAGGCUACACGCCAUGGCGCAACAAGUAUUUUGGACUGAUCAAACAAAAGACGCGCAUUCAAAAUUGAGUCCGAAGAACAGUUCGCAGAUGUUGAUAGAUGAUAGGAGUUACAUCUUCUUGAUAUAUCUGCAAGAAUCAAUGAAUUUACUUAAUCCAGAUCUAUAUACAAUAAGAAUACCUCACCGAGGUCUCGUUGUCGGUUUGUUAGCACAUCAGAUACUUGUGCAGAUCGUUGCCACGGUGCUGAUUCAAGCAUCAUCCGACGUGUUCCAAGGGAUCAAUGGUAUUUUACUGGAAAGCCUUAAAACUGGACCAGAUAUAUGCAACUACAAGUUUAGUCUAAAAAAAUCAAACUCUGAGCUACUUCUCAAAAGUUUAGAUAUUUCCUUGAUGCGUGCUAUACAGUUCGACGCGCGACCGGGAUUGAAGUUUCUCGUUCAAAAAGUGUCUAAUCUGGAUCACGCCGCCAACUUAUAUAAGCAAACGACAUCGUCAUGGCUCAUUAAAGUCAUUACACUGACUGAAUCUUUCUUCAGUGGUAUACAGAGAUACAAAUUAGGAGCAACCGAUAUAUCUAUAUUGAUCCAUAACUAUUCGAAUACUCCAAAAAUGCUCCUGCAAUACGAUCAGUUUGUUGUCAAAAUGUUCGACUUAAAAAACACGUGGGAACUACUGUGUAACAGCUACGUGAAGCAUCUGAUUAAUUUAUCAGAUUUCGAUGAACCUGAUGUUAUUAAGCAGAGAACACCUCUUAGUUCCGUUGGUAGUGACUCUUCGCUUAACCAAUACGAAAAUGUUUACCAGGAAGAAUCUACGCUAGUAACAGAAAAUAAGGAAAAAACAACUCCAAUAGAAGAAUCAGCGAAAGAUUGUAGUAUUACUAACGAGAUAGAAGAGAAACCAAAACCAUUCAUCUUCGCGGAUUUCAAAACUAAUAGUCAAUCAUCAGAAGUGAUAGCUUCUGUUGAAGAUACCUCACUAAGUGAUGAACCGGAAAAAGAACCAACAACCAACGAAAUAAGAGAUGACGAAGACAAAUAUCAAGAGCGAUCAAGAAGAGAAAGAACCGUUUAUUACUCAGAAGUUAGCAAAGAAAGUCCAACAAUCAAACCAAAAGUUAACACUUCUGAGAUUUUGGACAAACAUACUGAUCCCCGAAAAGUUAACAUAACAAUAAGCGAUGACCCUAACUAUUCUAAUAACAAACAUGUUGAACCAAUAAUUCCACCGCAACCGGUGCCGCCUGAAAUCGAACAACAAAGAACUUUAAGUAUCAACAAGGACGCUGAAGUUCAACGUAACUGUUUCCAGAAUGUUCUGAUGGCAUACCUAGAACUCGUUCUGACAUUCCCAUUAGAACGAUUUCAUGUGAUCCACCCUGUAUUGCAGGGAGGCUUUCUACAACUCGCCAAAACGGUUGCCGACCCCCAACUCCUCGAUAGAAUCAAUUUAUUUUUCGAUAAAAAAGACUUGUCUUCUUCUAAUUAUAAGUGAUCAAUUACUAUUUAUAUACAAUAUCAUACGAAAUAUAUUUUUAUCGUAUUUAAUUCUGUGUCAUGUGGAAAAAAUAAAAUAUGAUAUACUUA